This is a messenger RNA of Postia placenta MAD-698-R-SB12, 1419 nucleotides long. RefSeq lists its product as hypothetical. Lineage: Eukaryota; Fungi; Basidiomycota; Agaricomycetes; Polyporales; Adustoporiaceae. The record is from RefSeq and is a predicted model, not a curated record. The coding region runs from base 1 to 1419 and encodes 472 amino acids. The transcript has 2 exons.
AUGUUCGCUCUCACCGAUUUGCUUGUCUGCCUCCUGCAGUUUUUCACUACUCUAUGGGCAUGGAUCACUUCUCGUACGCGCUCUCCUUCCGAAGUCGACAUCGAGGCCGUGCUCGUCGCCUACAGUCCAACGACUGGGCACCCCGCAAAUCAGUGCCCUAUCUCAAAGGGUAAUGAAGGCUCUCGUGCAGGGAUUGUCGACACUAGCCAUACCCCAGCAGCAGUCUCUCCAGGAGAUCCAGAACGAUAUAUCCAGGAAGUCGCCUCUGCAACCCAAGCCUCGCCAACUCAAUGCAACACCAUCGCCUCCUGCUCUUCAAGUACGGACACCUUUGACUGUCCUCUCUCGCCUACCCCGUCAUGUUCGUCCCCGUGCCCAUCGCUCGACUCAUCGAUCGCGUCGACGCCAGUGUCCUCCUGUCCCGGCACACCACAGUUCCUGCCGACCGUCUGCGGGAUCGCGCCAGUUGGGGUCCUGGGCGACGACGUUCCCCUGCCGCCCCCAGCGGAGGACGCCCACCUCGAGGGCAUCAAGGUCCCGAAGUGUCGCCCGCUCCAGCUGCCGUCAGCCGCACAUACGCUUGUCGACGACAUCCGGCCUCCUGCCCCGCCGCCAGCGGAUGAUGCUGAGGCGGAUCCCUUCUGCCUUUCUGCUGGCUCUUAUUCCGCAGAUGGAAACUGGGACACGACGUCCCCCGCGGACGAUGCGGGCCCAUACAGCUUCAGCAUCUACUCGAGUGCCGCCAAGACACUCCGCGGGCACCCUGGCCGCAGGUCCAAGUCAGCCGCAUCGUCGAAGCCCACGUCAGCCGCCAUAUCCAGCACGCCCGCGCCCUCAAGCAUCCACAGCACGCCUAGCCCCGCGAGCGCCGUACCGCCUCAGGACGCCGUCAAGCCUCCUCCGUCCAGCAAGCCGCGCGCCCCGGUCCCGCCCGCUGCUCCCCGCGGCGUCCGGCCGCUCAGGCUGCCUCGCGGCGCCACCAAGCCCUGCUCCGUCGCACCGCCCGCGCCUCUGACCCCGACAGCGCCGCUCGUGAUCAGGAAGCGCAAGCCCGUCCCCUCCCGCGCGGCGCCGCCGCGCGUGUGCUCAGCACCCUCGGACGCCACGGCGGAGCGCCGCGCGUCGCAGCUCGACGACCUCAUCGCGCUCGUGGACGCCGCAAUCACCACGGGCAGCUUGGACGCCUUCGCAGCCCUCGGCUCCGCACCGCACGUGGGCGCGCUCGGUGCCGGCCACGCCGGAUCGCGCGUCGGGCCCGCAGGCGAUGUGGGCCACAACAGGCCCCGCAAGAUGCAGCAGCCCAUCUGCCAGCUCGAUCUCGGCGAAAUGGGCGCGGCACCGCGAGGGAAGGCCCGCCUGGACCUGGAGCCCGACGGGUCUGGUGGCGACGUCAUGCAAUGCUACGGUCUCGCGUUUUAG